AUGGCUGAGAACUGGGAGGAGGAGGAGGAGCGGCUCGCGCAGCAGACCGGCGGCAUCAACCUCAACCAGCAGCAACAGCAGCAGCCCCAGGCUUUCGUGCCUGGCGCGACCUCAUUCACACCCGGCGCAUCGACUUUCGUCCCCGGACAAGCAUACGGGCAGUACCAGCAGGGCUUCGGGCAGUACCAGCAGUACGGAGGAUACAACCAGCAGUACGGCGGCCAGUACGGCGGCUACCAGCAGCAGCAGCAGGGCGGAUACCCCAACUACAGCCAGAGCCAAGGGCAGGGCCAAGGGCAGGGUGGCUACCCCAACUACGGACAGCAGGGCGGAUACGGUCAGCAGCAGGGCGGAUACCAGCAGCAGAACUACCAGCAGCAGCAGCAGCAGCAGGCGCCCGUGAAGAUCGCCAAGCGUGGCGAGGCUGACCAGGCUGCUGAGCCCAAGAAGGACGCAGCGCCCAAGGCCAAGGUCCUUUCCAUCGGUGGCGAUGCGCCCAAGCCCAAGACUCUCACUAUCGGCGCAGAUGCCGUUGCACCAAAGACCGAGAAGGUUGGCGGUACCAAAGUCCUCUCUCUAGGAGGCGCACCGCCCGCUGAAAAAUCAAUCAAGGAGACCCAGGACAAGAGCGCACCCGAGGCUGGAGCCAAGGUCGCUGCUAAGCAGGCCAUCGAGAAGACCGGCGAGCCCACCAAGGCCACACCUGCCAGCUCCGGCCGCACAUCACCAACCCCCGCAUCUGGACGCAGCAGCCCCACACCAACAGCGAAGGAGAAGGCCAUCCAGAAGGCCGCCGAUGUCGAGAAGGAGGUUGAGGAGGUUGUCGAUGAAGCCACGCUUGCCGAGAUCUACGGCAAAGAGCACGUCAACAUCAUCUUCUUGGGUCACGUCGAUGCCGGAAAGUCCACCCUUGGAGGCAGUAUUCUUAUCUCCACGGGUAUGGUCGACGAGCGAACACUCGACAAGUACAAGCGUGAAGCCAAGGAUGCUGGUCGUGAAACCUGGUACAUCUCGUGGGCUCUCGACCUGAAUAAGGAGGAGCGUCAGCAGGGUAAGACAAUCGAGGUCGGUCGCGGAUUCUUUGAGACGGAGAAACGCCGCUAUUCUAUCCUGGACGCGCCUGGCCACAAGACAUAUGUACCCAACAUGAUUGGAGGAGCUUCGCAGGCUGAUGUCGGUCUUCUCGUUAUUUCAGCACGUAAGGGAGAGUACGAGACAGGUUUCGAGAAGGGUGGUCAGACACGAGAGCACGCUAUGCUGGCCAAGACUCAGGGUGUUAACAAGCUCGUCAUUGUUGUCAACAAGAUGGAUGACCCUACAGUCGAGUGGUCCGAGGACCGAUUCAAGGAGUGCACAAGUAAGGUCGUUCUCUUCCUGAAGGGUCUUGGAUACAACCCCAAGACCGACAUCUUCAUGAUGCCCGUCAGUGCGCAGACAUUCACUGGUAUCAAGGACCGCAUCCCCAAGGAGAAGGCACCCUGGUACGACGGCCCAUCCCUGCUCGAGUACCUCGACGACAUGCAGGCAUUGGAGCGCAAGAUCAAUGCUCCCUUCAUGAUGCCCAUUGCUGCCAAGUACAAGGACAUGGGUACCAUGAUUGAGGGCAAGAUCGAGUCUGGUAUCAUCAAGAAGGAGCAGAAGUACCUCAUGAUGCCUAACAAGGAGAUGAUUCAUAUCUCUGCCCUGUAUGGAGAGCAGGAAGACGAGAUUCCCGGUGCCACAUGCGGUGACCAAAUCCGUGUCCGUCUCCGAGGUGUCGAAGAGGAGGAUAUUCUUCCUGGCUACGUUCUCUGCUCGCCAAAGCGCCCCGUCCACUGCGUUUCCACAUUCGAGGCCCAAAUCGUACUGCUCGAUAUCAAGUCUAUCUUCACAGCCGGUUUCAACUGCGUACUGCACGUCCACGCCGCACAGGAAGAGGUCACCAUCUCGGCGCUGCUGCAUAAGCUCGAGAAAGGCACUGGCCGCAAGUCCAAGAAGGCACCCGGGUUCGCCACAAAGGGUAUGAGCAUUAUUGCACGAGUGGAGGUCACAGGCACAGCUGGAUCGAUUUGCGUGGAGCGCUUCGAGGAUUACCCCCAGCUUGGUCGUUUCACACUGAGAGACCAAGGUCAGACUAUUGCUAUUGGAAAGAUCACCAAGCUUAUCACGGCCGAGAACGCUGCUUAG
Messenger RNA from Didymella exigua CBS 183.55, 2166 nucleotides. RefSeq names its product eukaryotic peptide chain release factor GTP-binding subunit. The transcript has 2 exons. Gene Ontology annotation, cellular component: translation release factor complex. Gene Ontology annotation, biological process: translational termination; translation; nuclear-transcribed mRNA catabolic process, deadenylation-dependent decay. The coding region runs from base 1 to 2166 and encodes 721 amino acids. Gene Ontology annotation, molecular function: GTPase activity; GTP binding; translation release factor activity. Lineage: Eukaryota; Fungi; Ascomycota; Dothideomycetes; Pleosporales; Didymellaceae. The record is from RefSeq and is a predicted model, not a curated record.